AUGGUCUACAUGUCGAGUGUAACACAAGGACCUAUACCUAUUGCUAAAAAUGGCGAUAGUUCGCACAAAGAUGGCAACGAUAGCGUGAUGCUCACCCGCACGCCAGGGAGUGCGGGUAGCUAUUUAGGCUUGAGCACCGGUAUGGGCGGAAGCGGAAGUUUCCGGGAGGCGAUGGCGAUUUCUUUUGGGAAGGACGUUGCAGAGUAUGUUGUGAACCUUGAAUGCCAUGUGCGCUUCGAAGACGAAGACGAGGUGGGCACGUUGAUGUCCGACGAGGAGAUGGACGAGUCCAACAUGGGUUCGAGUGAGACAACUGAAAACACAGGGUCUGCCGCUGGGACGCCACUGCAUAGUCCUGUGCGUGCAAAGCUGCAAGACUUGAACAAGCGACCGCACCCGAUUAACACAAAUUUUGGCAACCAAACGCCGCUAGGCUCGGGCUCCUCGGACCAUUUAGACUCGCCUAGUGCAUUUGAUACUUCGGUAACGCGAUCACCGAGCGUAUCUGAAAAGAAACGCGCGUUUGGACAGGCAAAUAUGUCGAGUACCACGACGCCUGACCUGCGUGCUUUUGGUAUUCAAACAUCUGGAAAUGUUUCGAAUACAGCAAGCGGGACGCCAUCGCUGGAAUCCGAGUCGCCGCCGACGCCCACAAAGUCAUGCGUUGCAGCAAUUCAGCCUGAAAAGAGUUACGUGUGUCAGGUGGGGAAUUGUGACAAGCGAUAUAAAAAUUUGAACGGGUUACGCUACCAUUACUUGCACUCUGGCUCGCAUGGGCUUCUCGGCCUUCAGCUGCUGCAUGCCAACGGCGGUGGCGCGAGUGCAAAAGCGGAUAGCAUUAGCGGACGCCCGCCCGUCUCUACUGAGACGCUUUCACGCGAGCAGAUUGUACAGGCAGCUGCAGCUGCACAAGCGCUCCUCAACCAGCAAGCACAGGCACAAUGUGCGAAAACUUCGACUAUGGAUGCGCAAAGUGCUGUGGGCGGAUUUGCAUCUGCGCUUUGCAGUCCGUCUGUGUCGCUAGCUAACACUGAAAAGCCAGCGCGGUAA
This is a messenger RNA of Malassezia vespertilionis, 1050 nucleotides long. RefSeq names its product Transcriptional regulator of ribosomal biogenesis proteins (gene SFP1). The transcript has 3 exons. The record is from RefSeq and is a predicted model, not a curated record. The coding region runs from base 1 to 1050 and encodes 349 amino acids. NCBI's taxonomy places the organism in Eukaryota, Fungi, Basidiomycota, Malasseziomycetes, Malasseziales, Malasseziaceae. Gene Ontology annotation, cellular component: nucleus.